Molecule: messenger RNA, 11668 nt
Organism: Artibeus jamaicensis (Jamaican fruit-eating bat)
Lineage: Eukaryota; Metazoa; Chordata; Mammalia; Chiroptera; Phyllostomidae
Gene: SVEP1
Product: sushi, von Willebrand factor type A, EGF and pentraxin domain containing 1
Exons: 48
Coding region: 457-11172 (3571 amino acids)
Molecular function (GO): calcium ion binding
Source: RefSeq, a predicted model, not a curated record
CGCUUGCUGCGGGAAUGUUGACAGCCUGACAGACGCGGGGUUCUGGUGUCGUGGAAUCUCCGAGUCUUUGGCUGGAUCCCGGGAGAAGAACAAGAGGGGGAGGAGAGAUAUAGGCAGGAGAGAGCAAAAGGAGCGGGAGAGACAGAGCGAGGGGGGAGAGGAGGGAAGCAGGAGAUUUUCUUGACUGCCCCCUUUCCUUCAAAGAUUUUAUAGUCUUCAGGGAGAGAGAGGAGGUGGAGAGAGGGAAGAAAACAGACAAGAGAGAAACGGGGGCAGAGAGCGCGCGCCAGUCCCUCCCGAGUCCCCGGCUGCCGGAGGAGUCUGGAUCGUGUCCCCAGUGUCAGAUAAAAGGGCGCUGAGGCUCAACGCCGCCGACUCGCGCCGCGCGCGGCGCACGCCCCUCCACGAGCCCCGCCGCCUCCUGCGCCCCGGGGCGGCCGCUCCGUCUCCAGCGCAAUGUGGUCGCGCCUGGCCUUUUGUUGCUGGGGUCUGGCGCUUGUUUCGGGGUGGGCGACCUUUCCGCAGAUGUCCCCGUCGCGCAAUUUCAGCUUCCGUCUCUUCCCCGAGGCCGCACCGGGGGCGCCGCGGAGGCUGCCCACGCCGCCUGCGCCUAGCGAGGAGGCGCCGGAGAGCAAAGUAGAGCGGCUGGGCCAGGCGUUCCGGCGGCGCGUGCGGCGGCUGCGAGAGCUCAGCGAGCGCCUGGAGCUCGUCUUCCUGGUGGACGAGUCAUCCAGCGUGGGCCAAGCCAACUUCCUCAGCGAGCUCAAGUUCGUUCGCAAGCUGCUGUCUGACUUCCCCGUCGUGCCCACGGCCACACGCGUGGCCAUCGUGACCUUCUCGUCCAAAAACAACGUGGUGCCGCGCGUCGACUACAUCUCCUCCCGCCGGGCGCACCAGCACAAGUGCGCACUGCUCAGCCGCGAGAUCCCGGCCAUCACCUACCGUGGCGGCGGCACCUACACCAAGGGCGCCUUCCAGCAAGCUGCGCAAAUUCUUCAUCAUUCCAGGGAAAACGCCACAAAAGUUAUAUUUCUCAUCACGGACGGCUAUUCUAAUGGGGGAGAUCCGAGACCAGUGGCAGCGUUGCUGCGAGAUUUCGGGGUGGAGAUCUUCACCUUUGGCAUAUGGCAAGGAAACAUUCGGGAACUGAAUGACAUGGCUUCCCCGCCGAAGGAGGAGCACUGCUACCUGCUGCACAGUUUCGAAGAAUUUGAGGCUUUAGCUCGCCGGGCACUGCAUGAAGAUCUGCCUUCCGGGAGUUUUAUUCAAGAGGAUAUGUCCCAUUGCUCCUACCUGUGUGAAGCCGGCAAAGACUGCUGCGACCAAAUGGCAAGCUGCAAGUGCGGGACGCACACGGGGCAAUUUGAGUGCGUCUGUGAAAAGGGGUAUUACGGGAAAGGUCUACAGUAUGAGUGCACAGCUUGCCCAUCAGGGACGUACAAACCAGAAGGUGCACCAGGAGGCAUCAGCACUUGCCUUCCGUGUCCUGAUGAAAACCACACCUCUCCCCCCGGAAGUACAUCCCCCGAAGACUGUGUCUGCAAGGAGGGCUAUCGGGCAUCCGGCCAGACCUGCGAAGUUGUCCACUGCCCUGCCUUGAAGCCUCCAGAAAACGGUUACUUUAUCCAAAACACUUGCCACAACCACUUCAAUGCAGCCUGUGGGGUCCGAUGUCACCCUGGAUUUGACCUCGUGGGAAGCAGCAUCUUCCUGUGCCAACCCAAUGGUUUGUGGUCCGGUUCAGAGAGCGCCUGCAAAGUAAGAACAUGUCCUCGUCUCCGCCAACCCAGACAUGGCCACCUCAGCUGUUCCACGGGGGAAAUGUCCUACAGGACCACGUGUUUGGUUACCUGUGAUGAAGGGUACCGACUGGAAGGAAGUGCUAAGCUUACCUGCCAAGGAAACGCCCAGUGGGACAGCGUAGAGCCCCGCUGUGUGGAGCGCCAGUGCCCCACCUUUCAGAAGCCCAGAGAUGUCGUCAUUUCUCCCCCAAACUGUGGCAGGCAGCCAGCCAAACCUGGGACAAUUUGUCAGCUAAGUUGCCCCCAAGGAUUCAUUUUAUCUGGAGUCAAAGAAGAAGUGAGAUGUGCCACCUCUGGAAAAUGGAACGCCAGAGUUCAAACAGCUGUUUGUAAAGACGUGGAGGCUCCCCGGAUCACCUGCCCUAAGGACAUAGAGGCCAAGACUCAGGAACAGCAAGACUCUGCCAACAUCACCUGGCAAAUCCCAACGGCUGAAGACAACUCCGGGGAAAAGGUGUCCGUCCACGUGCAUCCAGCUUUUACCCCACCGUACCUUUUCCCAAUUGGAGAUGUCGCUGUCACGUACACGGCAAUGGACUUAUCCGGCAACCAGGCCAGCUGCACCUUCCAUGUCAGAGUCAUUGAUGUAGAGCCGCCGAGCAUAGACAGGUGCAGAUCCCCGCCCCCGGCCCAGGGCUCCGAGAGGCAGCACGCGGCCACCUGGGACGAGCCUCAGUUCUCAGACAACUCAGGGGCUGAAUUGGUCAUCACAAGAAGUCAUACGCCAGGAGACCUUUUUCCCCAAGGGGAGACUGUGGUGAGGUAUACAGCCACUGACCCCUCAGGCAAUAACAGAACGUGUGACAUUCACAUCGUCAUAAAAGGUUCUCCCUGUGGGGUUCCCUUUACGCCGGUAAAUGGGGACUUGGUAUGUACUCAAGACGGUGCCGGAGUGAACUGCACGUUAAGUUGCUUGGAGGGCUACGAUUUCACAGAAGGCUCCACGGAGAAGUAUUACUGCGCUUAUGAGGAUGGCAUCUGGAAGCCGCCCUAUUCCACUGAAUGGCCAGACUGUGCUAUAAAACGUUUUGCAAAUCACGGGUUCAAGUCCUUUGAGAUGCUGUACAAAGCAACUCGUUGUGAUGACACGGAGCUGUUGAAAAAGUUUUCGGAAGCGUUUGAGACGACCCUGGGGAAAAUGGUCCCAUCAUUUUGUAAUGAUGCUGAUGACAUUGACUGCAGACUGGAAGACUUGACCAAAAAAUAUUGCCUUGAAUAUAAUUACGACUAUGAAAAUGGCUUUGCAAUUGGGCCAGGUGGUUGGGGAGCAGCUAAUCGGCUGGAUUACUCUUAUGAUGACUUCUUGGACUCCGUGCAAGCAACCCCCACGGGUGCCGGCAAAGCCAGGUCUUCACGGAUGAAAAGAAGUGCCCCAUUAACUGACCACAAAAUUAAGUUAAUUUUUAAUAUCACAGCUAGUGUGCCUUUACCUGAUGAAAGAAAUGAUACCAUUGAAUUGAAAAACCAGCAACGGCUCAUUAACACCUUGGAAACUAUCACAAAUCAAUUGAAAAGGACCCUUGACAAGGAGCCCCUGUAUUCCUUUCAGCUUGCCUCGGAAAUUCUGGUAGCCGAUAGCAACUCACUGGAAACGGAAAAGGCUUUACUCUUCUGCAGACCAGGCUCAGUGCUCAGAGGGCGGAUGUGUGUCAAGUGCCCUCUGGGAACCCAUUAUUCUCUGGAGCGUUUUGGCUGUGAAAGCUGUUUGAUGGGAUCGUACCAAGAUGAAGAAGGGCAGCUCGAGUGCAAACGCUGUCCAGCUGGGACCUACACUGAGUAUCUCCAUUCGAGAGACAGCUCAGAGUGCAAAGCUCUUUGUAAACAAGGCACCUACUCAACAAAUGGGCUUGAGACUUGUGAGUCGUGUCCACUGGGCAGUUAUCAGCCUGACCUCGGUGCCCGGAGCUGCCUCCCCUGUCCAACCAACACUUCAACGGUGAAAAGAGGAGCCGUGGACAUUUCUGCUUGUGGAGUGCCUUGUCCACUAGGAGAGUUCUCUCGAUCUGGGUUAAAGCCCUGUUACCCUUGUCCUCAAGACUACUACCAGCCCAAUGCAGGGAAGUCCUUCUGCCUGGCUUGUCCCUUCUACGGAACUACAACCUUCACUGGUGCCACAUCCAUCACAGAUUGCUCCAGCUUUGGCUCAUUUUUCUCUGUAGCAGAGGAGAGUAUAGUGCCCCAGACUUCUCCUGGGCAUAUGAAGAACAACUAUGAAGUCAGCAGUCAGGUUUUCCAUGAAUGCUUCCUAAACCCUUGCCACAAUAGUGGAACCUGCCAACAACUGGGGCGUGGUUACGUCUGCCUCUGUCCACCUGGAUAUACAGGCUUAAAGUGUGAAACGGACAUUGAUGAAUGCAGCUCCCUCCCGUGCCUCAACCGCGGAGUCUGUAGAGACCGGAAAGACCGGGUAGGGGAAUUCAUUUGUGAGUGUCCGUCUGGCUACACAGGUCAGCUAUGUGAAGAAAAUAUAAACGAGUGUAGCUCCAGUCCCUGUUUGAAUAAAGGAGUCUGCACCGACGGCUUGGCUGGUUAUCACUGCGCAUGUGUGAAAGGUUACAUAGGUCUGCACUGUGAAACAGAAGUCGAUGAAUGCCAAUCAAGCCCCUGCUUAAAUAAUGCAGUCUGUGAAGAUCAGGUGGGGAGGUUCUUGUGCAAAUGCCCCCCUGGAUUUUUGGGUACCCGGUGUGAAAGAAACAUAGACGAGUGUCUCAGUCAACCGUGCAAAAAUGGAGCUACCUGUAAAGAUGGAGUCGAUAGCUUCAGGUGCCAGUGUGCAGCCGGCUUCACAGGGCCGCUCUGUGAGCUGAACAUCAACGAAUGUCAGUCUAACCCAUGUAGAAACCAGGCCACCUGUGUGGAUAAGUUAAACUCAUACAGUUGUAAAUGUCAGCCGGGAUUUUCAGGCAGCAGGUGUGAAACAGAACAGUCUACGAGAUUUAACCUGGAUUUUGAAGUUUCCGGUAUCUAUGGCUACGUCAUCCUAGACGGCGUGCUUCCAUCUCUCCGUGCGGUCACCUGCGCCUUCUGGAUGAAAUCCUCUGACGUCAACAACUACGGCACGCCGAUCUCCUAUGCACUUGAAAAUGGCAGUGACAAUACCUUCCUCCUGACCGAUUAUAAUGGCUGGGUUCUUUAUGUGAACGGCAAGGAAAGGAUAACUGAUUGCCCCUCCGUGAAUGACGGCAGUUGGCAUCAUAUUGCGAUCACCUGGACAAGUGUGGGCGGAGCCUGGAAAGUCUAUAUUGACGGGAAGCUAUCCGAUGGUGGUGUGGGGCUCUCUGUCGGUUCGCCCAUACCUGGUGGUGGCGCAUUAGUUCUCGGGCAAGAGCAAGACAUAAAAGGAGAAGGAUUCAACCCAGCAGAGUCUUUUGUGGGCUCCAUAAGCCAGCUCAGCCUCUGGGACUAUGUCCUGACUCCACAGCAGGUGAAAUCCUUGGCUACCUCCUGCCCAGAGGAACUCGCUAAAGGAAACGUGUUAGCCUGGCCUGAUUUCCUGUCAGGAAUUGUGGGGAAAGUGAAGGUCGAUUCCAAGAGCAUCUUCUGUUCCGAUUGCCCACCAUUAGAAGGGUCCAUACCUCAUCUGAGAACUACAUCAGCAGACUUAAAGCCAGGCUCCAAUGUCAGCCUCUUCUGUGAUCCGGGCUUCCAGAUGGUCGGGAACCCUGUGCAGUACUGUCUGAAUCAAGGACAGUGGACACAGCCACUCCCUCACUGUGAACGCAUUAGCUGUGGGGUACCACCCUCUUUGGAGAAUGGCUUUUAUUCAGCCGAGGACUUCCAUGCUGGCAGCACAGUGACCUACCAGUGCAACAGUGGCUACUAUCUGUUGGGUGAUUCGAGGAUGUUCUGCACAAAUAACGGGAGCUGGAAUGGCAUCUCACCAUCAUGCAUUGAUGUUGAUGAAUGUGCACUCGGGUCAGACUGUAGCAAGUACGCUUCCUGCCUGAACACAAAUGGAUCCUACACCUGUGUGUGUCUCCCCCUCUACACAGGGGACGGCAAACGCUGUGCAGAACCUAUAAAAUGUCAGGCUCCAAGAAAUCCAGAGAAUGGCCACUCAUCUGGUGAGAUUUACACGGUGGGUGCCGAAGUCACAUUUUCAUGUGAAGAAGGACACCAGCUGAAUGGAGCCACCAAAGUCACGUGUUUGGAGCCUGGAGAAUGGAGUCAUCCGGUACCAAAUUGUGAAGCUGUUUCCUGUGGAACACCAGCUGUUCCCACAAAUGGUGCCGUGGAUGGAUCAGCGUUUACCUAUGGCAGUAAAGUAAUGUAUAGGUGUGACGAAGGUUAUACUCUGGAGGGUGAUAGAGAAUCAUCCUGUCUUGCUAGUGGUUCUUGGAGUCAUUCUCCUCCUGUGUGUGAAUUGGUCAAUUGUUCUAGCCCCGGAAACAUAAGCCACGGGAAGUACGUUUUGAGCGGGCUUACCUACCUUUCCAUGGCGUCUUAUUUCUGUGACAGUGGAUACAGCUUACAGGGCCCUUCCAUCCUGGAAUGCACGGCCUCGGGCAGCUGGAACAGAGCGCCACCUACCUGUCAUCUUGUCUUCUGUGGAGAGCCGCCGGCUAUCAAAGAUGCUGUCAUCACCGGGAGUAACUUCACUGUGGGGAACACUGUCACUUACACUUGCAAAGAGGGCUACACCCUUGCUGGCCCCGACACCAUUGAGUGCCUGGCCAGUGGCAAGUGGAGUGGCAGUGACCAGCAGUGUCUGGCCGUGUCCUGUGACGAGCCCCCCCACGUGGAGCACGCCUCUCCGGAGACUGCCCAUCGGUUAUUUGGAGACAUUGCAUUCUACUACUGUGCGGACGGUUACAGCCUGGCAGACAAUUCCCAGCUCCUCUGCAAUGCCCAGGGCAAGUGGGUUCCCCCAGAAGGUCAGACCAUGCCCCGCUGCAUAGCUCAUUUCUGUGAAAAACCCCCAUCUGUUUCCUACAGCAUCUUGGAGUCUGUGAGCAAAGCCAAGUUUGCAGCAGGCUCAGUUGUGAGCUUCAAGUGCAUGGAAGGCUUCGUCCUGAACACCUCAGCGAAGAUCGAAUGUCUGAGAGGCGGGCAGUGGAGCCCUUCGCCCCUGACCAUCCAGUGCAUCCCCGUGCGGUGCGGAGAGCCACCAAGCAUCACGAAUGGCUACGCGAGCGGAUCAAACUACAGUUUUGGGGCCGUCGUGGCCUACAGCUGCAACAGGGGGUUCUACAUCAAAGGGGAGAAGAAGAGCACCUGUGAAGCCACGGGCCGGUGGAGCAGCCCCAGACCCACCUGCCACCCCGUAUCCUGCAAUGAACCCCCGAAGAUCGAGAACGGCUUUCUGGAGCACACCACGGGCAGGCUCUUUGAGAGUGAAGUGAGAUACCAGUGUAACCCAGGAUACGAGCUGGUUGGAAGUCCUGUCUUUGUCUGCCAAGCCAACCGCCACUGGCACAGCGACUCCCCUCCGUCGUGCAUCCCUCUCCACUGUGAAAGACCUCCCCCGAUCCAGAAUGGCUACGUGGAAGGAGAAAAUUUUGAAGUGGGGUCCAGGGUUCAGUUUUUCUGUCACGAGGGUUAUGAGCUUAUUGGCGAUGACUCUUGGACAUGCCAGAAAUCUGGCAAAUGGAAUAAGCAGCCCAACCAAAAGUGUGUGCCCGCCAAGUGCCCAGACCCACCGCUCCUGGAAAACCAGCUCGUGCUGAAGGAGCUGAGCACGGAGGUGGGAGUGGUGACGUUCUCCUGUAAAGAAGGGCAUGCCCUGCAGGGCCCCUCUGUCCUGAAGUGCUUGCGGUCCCAGCAGUGGAAUGAUUCUUUCCCUGUGUGUAAGAUGGUUCUUUGCCUCCCGCCUCCCCUGAUUGCCUUUGGCGUUCCUUCUCCUGCCUCUGCUCUUCAUUUUGGAAGUACUGUCGAGUAUUCUUGUGUGGAUGGGUUUUCCCUAAAAGGAGAGUCCACCACCCUCUGCCAAGCAGACGGCACCUGGAGCUCUCCACUGCCAGAGUGUGUCCCGGUGGAGUGCCCCCAACCCGAGGAAGUUCUCAACGGCAUCAUCGACGUGCAUGGUCUUGCCUACCUCAGCACGGCUCUCUAUACUUGCAAGCCGGGCUUUCAGCUGGUGGGAAACACCACCGUCCUUUGUGGAGAAAAGGGCCUGUGGCUUGGUGGAACGCCCACGUGUAAAGCCAUUGAGUGCCCAAAGCCCAAGGAGAUUUUGAACGGCAAAUUCUCUUACAGAAACCUACGCCCUGGAGAAACCAUGACAUACUCUUGUGACCGAGGCUUCAAGCUCGAAGGUCCCAAAGCCUUGACCUGCUCGGAGAGAGGUGAUUGGGAUGCGGACGCCCCCUCUUGCAGUGCCAUCCACUGCGACCCCCCACAACCCAUUGAAAACGGCUUCGUGGAAGGUGCGGAUUACAGCUACGGUUCCAUGGUCAUCUACAGCUGCUUCCCCGGGUUCCAGAUGUUGGGUCAUGCCAUGCACACCUGUGAGGAGUCGGGAUGGUCGAGCUCCAGCCCAACGUGCGAGCCCAUAGACUGUGGGCUCCCUCCUCAGAUUGAUUUUGGAGACUAUACCAAGGUCGAAGAUGCUCAGGGAUAUUUUGACCAAGAAGAAGACACGAUGGAAGUCCCGUAUCUGACUCCUCACCCUCACCCUCAUCUGGGAGAGAUGGCUAACACCAGGGAAAACUCAACCCCUGCGACACCUCCACCGAGCUUCCUACACGGCACCACGGUUUCGUAUGCCUGUCGUCCAGGGUAUGAACUCUUGGGAAACGCUGUGCUGACCUGCCAGGAAGACGGAACGUGGAGCGGCGGUGCACCGUCCUGCAUCUCAAUCGAAUGCGAUCUGCCCGUCGCUCCUGAAAACGGCUUUCUGCACGUUACGGAGACCACCAUGGGCAGUGCUGUACAGUACAGCUGCAGACCCGGGCACAUCCUGGUGGGCCCCGACAUCAGACUCUGCCUACAGAGUAAAGAGUGGAGCGGCGCUUCCCCACGCUGCGAGGCCAUUGAAUGCCCCAAACCCAACCCAGUUACGAAUGGCUCCAUCAGAGGAAACAACUACACGUACCUGAGCAUGGUGUUCUAUGAGUGCGAUCCUGGGUAUGUGUUGAAUGGCACUGAGCAGAGAACAUGCCAAGAAAAUAGAAACUGGGAUGGCAGGGAGCCAGUCUGCGUUCCUGUGGACUGCGGUUCACCCCCAGUCUCAGCCAACGGCCAGGUGAAAGGAGAUGAGCACACCUUCCAAAAGGAGGUGGAGUACGCUUGCGAUGCAGGCUUCUUCCUGGAGGGAGCUGGGAGUCGCAUUUGCCUUGCCAACGGCAGCUGGAGUGGAACCACUCCCCUGUGUGCGCCUGUCAAAUGCGCCACGCCCCCACCGGUGGCAAACGGGGUGACGGGUGGCCUGGAGUAUGGCUUUGGGAAGGAAGUGACGUUCCACUGCCAGGAGGGCUACGUGUUGCAUGGUGCCCCAAAACUCACCUGUCAGUCAGAUGGGAACUGGGACGCGGACUUUCCUCUCUGUCAACCAGCGAACUGUGGGCCUCCUGAAAAUACUUCCCAUGGCUUCCCUAAUGGCUUGUCCUUCUAUCAUGGGGGGCACAUACAGUACCAGUGCUUUUCUGGUUAUAAACUCCACGGAAGUCCUUCAAGGAGGUGCCUGUCUAACGGCUCCUGGAGCGGCAGCCCGCCCGCCUGCCUGCCUUGCAGGUGUGUCACACCGGUCAUUGAAAGCGGAACGGUCAAUGGGACAGAUUUCGACUGUGGGAAGGCAGCUCAGGUUCAGUGCUUCAAAGGCUUCCGGGCCCUGGGACCUUCUGAAAUCACCUGCGAAGCCCAUGGCCAGUGGAGCUCUGCCUUCCCACGCUGUGAACACACGUCCUGUGGUUCUCUCCCCGCAAUACCAAAUGCAUUCGUCAACGAGAGCGGCUCUUCGGAGGGGAACGUGGUAACGUUCAGCUGCAGACCAGGGCACGCCCUGCAGGGCAGUGCAGACCUCACCUGCACCGAGGCAGGGGUGUGGAGCCGGCCACAUCCGGCCUGUCAGCCCCUGUCCUGUGGGCCCCCACCGUCUGUGGCCAACGCAGUGGCGUCCGGAGAGGCGCACACCUAUGACAGUAAAGUGAAACUCAGAUGUCUAGAAGGUUACAUGAUGGAUACAGACAUAGAUACAUUCACCUGUCAGAUAGAUGGCCGAUGGUUCCCAGAGAGAAUCUCCUGCAGUCCUAAAAAAUGUUCUCUACCAGCCAACACGACACAUAUACUUGUUCACGGGGACGAUUUCAGUGUGAACAAGCAAGUUUCUGUGUCAUGCACAGAAGGCUACACCUACGAGGGGGUUAACAUAUCGACAUGUCAGCUUGGUGGCACCUGGGAGCCACCGUUUUCCGAGGAAUCCUGCAGACCAGUUUCUUGUGGGAAACCUGAGAGUCCACAGCACGGAUUCGUGGUUGGCAGUGCACACAGCUUCGGAAGCACGGUCACUUAUCAGUGCGAGCCUGGCUAUGAACUAGAGGGCAACGCUGAACGUUUCUGUCAGGGGAAUGGGCAGUGGAGUGGAGGGGUAGCAACGUGCAAAAAGGCCAGUUGCCAGGCCCCCCUUGCAUUCCUGAACGGGAGAGCGGAGGUCGGAAACACCAGCACUGGGCCCCGCCUGCUGUUUUCCUGCAACAGGGGCUACAGCCUGGAAGGGUCGCCCGAGGCGCAUUGCACUGAACACGGGACCUGGAGCCACCCAGCUCCUCACUGCAAACCAAAUCCAUGCCCCGUCCCUUUUGUCAUCCCCGAAAACGCUCUGCUUUCUGAAAAGGAGUUUUACGUUGACCAGAAUGUGUCUAUCAAGUGCAGAGAAGGCUUCCUGCUCCAGGGCCAAGGUGUCAUUACCUGCAACCCCGACGAGACGUGGACACGGACAAGCGCCAGAUGCGAAAAAAUCUCAUGCGGUCCACCAAGACACGUACAAAACGCAAUUGCUCGAGGUGUCCAUUAUCAGUACGGGGACAUGAUCACCUACUCGUGUUACAGUGGGUACAUGCUAGAGGGCUCCUUCAGGAGUGUCUGCCUGGAGAGUGGAAAUUGGACAUCGCCUCCUGUGUGCAGAGCUGUCUGCCGAUUCCCGUGUCAAAACGGAGGCAUCUGCCAGCGCCCCAAUGCUUGUUCCUGUCCAGACGGCUGGAUGGGGCGCCUCUGCGAAGAACCCAUAUGCAUUCUUCCCUGUUUGAACGGCGGUCGCUGUGUGGCCCCUUAUCAGUGCAGCUGCCCACCUGGCUGGACAGGGUCCCGCUGUCACACAGCUGUUUGCCAGUCCCCCUGCUUGAAUGGUGGAAAAUGCGUCAGACCAAACCGAUGCCAUUGUCCCUUGGCUUGGAUCGGCCCUGACUGUUCCAGGAAAAGGAGGACUGGGUUUUAACCACCGCCCAACCAAGCAGCUCCCCUGAAAGCAGGAUCAUCUCUUUCCUGGCAGAGCCCUGGGCAUCCUGGAACUUGUGCAAGGAAAUCCCAACACAGUGCUGGGUGUGGUUUUGUUUAGUACGCCUGUCGACUGGGGUUUACCUUUUCAUCUCGUGUCAAACUUUGUUAUUCCUUGUGACAUACUUUCUUAUGUUUCCAUUUUUAAAUAUGCCUGUAUUUUCUAUAUAAAAAUAUGUUAAAUAGAUGCUGCUCCCACUCUCACAAAAUGUACAUACUCUGCUGUCUGUUGAGAAAGUUCCUGGUACACAUUUUUAUUCAGUUACUUAAGAUGAUGUUUUAAUUAAAAUAUAUUUUGCUACUAAAUAAUAUUUUGCUGGAUAGUGCCAUUUUGUGAGGUAGCCACGGAAUGAUGAAGAGGAUUAGUGAUUUCCGUCCACUCUUCUGGCAUAAUAUAGGAUCACGUGCAGUGUACCACAAAAUUACAAUAAAAACGA